This is a messenger RNA of Pocillopora verrucosa, 5125 nucleotides long. RefSeq names its product chondroitin sulfate ABC exolyase. Gene Ontology annotation, cellular component: extracellular region. Gene Ontology annotation, biological process: glycosaminoglycan catabolic process; carbohydrate metabolic process. The record is from RefSeq and is a predicted model, not a curated record. Gene Ontology annotation, molecular function: lyase activity; carbohydrate binding. NCBI's taxonomy places the organism in Eukaryota, Metazoa, Cnidaria, Anthozoa, Scleractinia, Pocilloporidae.
UAAAUCUUGCAUUGGAAUCACUUGGCGCGAUCUCAUCAUGAAGGCCGAAGUCUUCGAUCGAUCGGCUGAGCUUUCUGUAGUUACGGGAUCCAAUCUCGACCCCGAAAAAAACUGGAGAAAGUUACGUCUUGCCCUCUCUGUGAUCUUUGUCCUUUCAUUCUUAAAACCCGUCGAGGGAGCUGCAGAGUAUACAUUUGAGGCCGUCUCUGAUGUUAAUGCCUUCAGUGUUCCAGCAACAUCGACACUUGCGCAAUCGUCUUUACGGUAUAAAGAUGGAUCACAUUCAAUGAAGUGGACUUGGGCCAGUGGAGAUACAAUGACACAUACCUUCUCCCCAGCGAUUUCAGGAAAAGAGCUUAAAAAGGGAGGGAUUCAGUUGUGGCUUUACAACACUUAUCCACGCGCAGGAGAGAACUUGACUGUCUCUUUCCAAAAUAAUACGUCCACCACUGUUACUGUAUCACAGUUCAAUAUUAUGCUGAAUUUUAAGGGGUGGCGUGCUGUGUGGGUAUCCUAUCAGGAAGCUAUCGUGACUGAAAACAAUAUUACUGAUAUGAAAAUAACUGCUCCAACAACUCAAGCUACCAUACAUCCUUUGUAUUUUGAUCUCUUGCGCUUUGCAAGUAAAGUCGAGAAGCAAAGUCGUGACAAAGUGGUACCAACAUUGGAUCCAAACCUUUAUUCUAACGACAAUUUCUGGCACCAAACCUAUCACAAGAGUCAGGUACCACCACCAAACAUUUCUGUUACCAUACCCAAUCAAGAAAAAUUGGACAGUUUGACCCUGAUUGAAAAGCGACUAGAGAAUUGGUUUGUUAAUCAGGCUCAGAGCUCAGUCCAGUUUCCAACCAAUGCUCAGAAGAGAUGGAUGUCUUUACAGAUGCAAGUGGAUAGUGCUCAUACUCAGUAUGGACAACUAAAUAUUGUGAAGAACUUAGAGGGUGUUAUUACAGGAAUGCCUCUUUAUGCUGACAAGUCUAAAGUUACUGGUGGUAAAAAAUUUGGGGAGGUGGUGGAGAAAGUGCUUCUUCCAUUGGCACUGGAUUAUCAUGUGAGAUCACGUGAUGUUGAUGUCAAUGCAUUGGCGGCCGAUCAACUGUCCAACUUGAAUGGAGCCGUGGACCAGAAAAAUGAUGCCAUAAAGAAAAUAGCAGGAGGUAAUCAGAACAUUCAAGACAUAUUCACCACCGCCUUGGGUACCAAUCCAACAUCUUACACGUUGGAGGAAGUGAAGGUGGCUAUAGGCACUCUAAAUACGAAGCGAAAGGAACGAUUACUUCUCCUUUUGGAAUAUAUUGAAGAUCAAGGUUGGAGCGAUGGUAGUGGUAUUGGUUCUUUGGAUCAUGAGAUGAACAAUGUCGGUGCAGGUUUUAUGAAUGCAGUCUUCCUCCUGAGAAAGGAAAUCACCGCCGCUGGUAAAAUCGAUGAUUAUGUGGCUACAAUGAAGUGGUACAACGAGUUUGGAGAAGUUUAUCAAGACCCGUUUGAAUAUGCUGGUACAACUGCUGAUCGUAUGAGAACCAUUUCAUUAUUCAGGUUGUUUACUGUCCUAAUGAUGCCAACUUCAACAGAUGCUAAAAAGCUUGAUAAAAUUCGUGACAUGGAAGAACUUGUCUCAUGGUACGCCAACGCACUGUCCCCUAAUGAAGGUUUCGCAGGAGUUUUAAAGCCUGAUUACCUUGGAUUCCAUCACAACAGCUAUUAUGCCUCUGCUUACACUCCGCAUGCUAUCCAUUGUGGUGCAUUAAUCGAGUUUCUACUCAGUGGAACACCAUUUAAAUUGAGUGAGGACACAAGCAAGCAUAUUAAGAAAGGUCUAGAGACAAUGAGGAUUGUUGCUGUUAAAUACUCAACUCCGAACAGUGUAGCGGGUCGAUUUCCAGGAUUUUACCGUGCAAUUUUGGCCGAGAGUUUUCCUGCCUAUGCUUACGCCGGUGCAACUGCUCCCAGUUUAAACGAUGAUGGAAGUCUGGGUGAAAUUGCUGCUCUCGACAGUGAUAAGAUCAAAAUGUUUUUACGACUUAAUGAUGCAGGCAAUAAGGAUGUUAGCAAUUACUUGGAAGAUGGUACGAUAUCCAAAAGUAUCUAUUACCUAAACUCUAUUGGUUCGAUCAACAUCAUGGAGGAAAUAAGCUCUAAAGCUGCCUCGAUGAGUAUAACGGCCGAAAGUUCGCCCCAGGGAUUCUGGACGAAAAAUUAUGCUUCACUAGUGAUUGCACGAAGAGAAAAUUGGGCGGUAACAAUGAAAGGCUUCAACAAGUAUGUCUGGGACUACGAGGCUUCGAGCAAUCAAAAUGUUUAUGGUCUUUAUCAGAGUCAUGGAGCACUUCUCGUUGCAAACAGCGAGGCGUCACUUAAAACUCUGGAUAUCGAUAAUGGUUGGGACUGGACACGACAUCCGGGCACUACAACAAUAAAAAUGGAUCUUGAACAGUUGGUUAGCCUGGAUCGUAGAUAUUUUCAACCCAGGGAACUUGCGGGAGGAUUGACUUUGAUUGGUGGCGGUGAUUAUGCUACGGGGGUCUUUGGAAUGGAUUUCUCACAGCCCAGUUAUCAUUUUCCAGCUGGUUCCUUUCAACUUGACAUCACCUUUGAAUUUAAGAAGAGCGUGUUUUUCACAGAUUUUGCCGUGAUUUGUCUUGGAUCUGGAAUCACAACAACCAUGAGCUCGCCCAGUAUAACUCAGACCACGUUGUUCCAGACGAAGCUUCUCAACGCAAACAAUCCAUCGUCAAUUCUGAUAAACGAAACAAGUCACUCACUCAACACCAACUUGAAAAAGGCGCCGUCCUUCUUUGGCAGAGGAAACCAUGCAGCUACACUUAUGGAUGUCAAUGGAAACACUUACUACAUUCCCGAAGCGCAUAACCAGGGACUUAAUGUGAAGAUUGGCCGGCAAAAGUCCAGAAACCGAAGAGGUUCAAGGCGUACAACGGCUCGGUACGCGACCGCAUGGCUCGACCAUGGAGUGAACCCAAUGGACAAGGGUUAUGAAUACACCAUAUUUGUUAACAGACCCUCAGGAGAAAUCCGGACUUUGGCUGAUAAUCAAGCGAAUGGCAGCUACUUGUAUGAAGUACUUCAGAAAGAUAAUAAGGCUCACGUGGUAAAGAUCAAUAAUAGCCCGAGGCAGGGUGAGACUCAGUAUGGAUACGUUUUUUUUGACAAAUCUGUCCGUACCUUGGGUCCAGUAAGGAGCGUCGAAAAGGAUCCUUGCAUUGUGAUGGUGGAAGAAGUGGAUACCCAAAAUUUGUACAUCGCAGUCUCUUAUCCAAAUCUAAAUUUCAACAUCUCCAGGACUCUGAAUCAUAGCAAUGACAUCAAUGGGCAAGAAAGGUUUUAUUCUGUCAGCACGCCAGUUGACAUAAAGGUGGGAGUCAGCAGUUUGGUGAAUGUAGCAACUGGAGAUGUGAGAGUAAACGGAGAGGUUGUCCCAGACACCGAUAAAACAAACCACGUGAUGGUGAUACCAAAAUCAAGCGGCGCAACUACAGGGCGUGCCAUCGUGUUUAAGCAGCUGUCCAAAGGGUUCACUAAAGAAGUCAAACUUACUCGAUAGUUGCCUUGACGGCAUAUACAUUUUUCUUCCUCUGGACUGAUAAUAAAACUCUUUGAAUGAAUAAAACGAUGCCGAGCGAAGUUAAAUUUGCUAAAGAGUUGUAGAGUGCUUGUCACAUAAAUGUAAAGCUGAAUAGUAGAAUGGAAACCAAAAAUCUUCACUCGAUUCGAAGGCUGAGGAGAGGAAAUGUUUCUAAUGUCUUUAAGGUGACUGGCUAUAUAAAGACUUUCUCCGAAACUGCCAAACCCAGUUACAACUAGUAACAGUCCUGAUAAAAGGGAACCAGCGACUGGUUUUGCUGUUAUUCCUUACAUUCGGGGUGUUACGGAACCCAUCAAGAGAAUUUUGAAUAGCCACAACUUUAAAGUUGCUGAAAAACUUUUUCAGACUUUGGGCUAUAUUUUUGCCAAACCUAAGGAUCCUGUCAAGAACAACGAACCGACGCCAUUUAUUCUAUUCCUUGCAACGACUGUGACGAUGAAUACAUCGGACAGACCAAAUGUGUUUGAUACACGUUUGAAAGAGCAUCAAAAAGUUGUUUCCUUUUGCAAAAAGGAAAAUUCAGCUUUAUCGGAGCACACUUGCCUAACUAACCUUAAAAUUGGGUGGGAUAAGUCCAAAAAUUAUCACCACUAAUCGGCGUUACCACCAGCGCCUUUGUUUGGAAGCUUGGCAUAUUAACUCCGCCCACGCUCUUUUAAAUCGUGAGGAUGGCGGCCUACUUCCUGACGCCUAUUUACAACUCGUCAGUAAAAAAAGGCAGCUAAUUAGUGAUCGUCUAAAAGGACCUCUUGUUGCCGCAUUUAGAUCACCCCUGAUGAAGGCACUAGACAGGAGUGUCGAAACGUUGAGUCUGAAUUGUAACUUCGUCGGUUACAUUCAUUAAAUCUGUAAACCAGAGUAGCAUCAAACCAUGUCUUUCAAAAUUACUUUAAAUUGAAGUACAAGUGUUCGCUAUUUUCCUGACCUCCUCUUUACUGUGAAUUCCUCUAGAUGUCAUCUUAUUGAAUCUUAUUAGCAUCUGGUGUUUAAACACCCUACAAAGGACUAGAAACUAUUCGGUCAAACCCAUCAGCCAUUGUGCACACGGUAUUAGCAAAAUGGCAUAUUUCCCAUUUAUCAAAAUCAGUCUUAAUGGCACUAUCCACUAUCGCAUGGUUAAUAACUGGGGGGGGGGGGGGGGGCAAAGAAGGGCAUUUUGCCAUCAGCUUAAUUCUGAACAUACUUUUUUCUUGCUUUUUACGCCUUUCCCCGGACUUAAACCCGAUCGAAAAACUACUUGAGCGUUGGUUCCGGUCCAGGGUAGGAAUGGGCUCCUUUCCAUGGUUAAUAAUUGACAUUUUGCGGCACCAUAAAUAUACUGACUGUUUGGAAACUGGGGUGCUUGACUCUUCAUUCAAACACGGGUGCUGUAGUGUUUGUUCCUAUUUGGAUAAAUACCUUGGCUGUUAUAUAAUCUUUAUUCUAUUGGUUAGCAGACCUUUGACCGCAGUCAUGUGACUAUGCUCAUGUAUAUCACUGAGUGUAAUUAACUUCAGGGCAUUCUAAUAAAGCAGUUGUAUUGAG